AUGUUUACUGUGCCCUUCACUUUGGCCGGCAACGCCGUUGCCGGGUUUUCCUUCUCGAGCUCAACUACGGUAGAGGAGGUGGUGGCCCGCAGGGGUUUAUCACCGUACCUGCAGUCACAGCCCAGGAACGGAAAAGAAGUGACGUCGCUUAAAGCCUUCGUGGGGCGUUGCCUCCUUGAACUUGUCCAGGUGGCGCUACGACCUCUUUGCGGUAAGGCGGAUGCGGCUUCGGUGGGAAAUGCGGAGGUUUCAAGUGACCCCGCCGAGCACGAGGAAACCCGGGAUCAGAAGCAGACACUGUUUAGUGAGAAUGCCACAGAGCUGAUCACGUUUUAUUUGGGCGUUUCUGAGGCGCCGGAGAUGCCUCUUAGUCGCAUCGUAACGGCGACACUUCCCGUCCUUGUAAAUGCGGCGCCGCUAACGCCGCUGUUCGCCCGGUGUUUCCAGCGCAUCAUUUUGAAAGCCUUCGAUGUGGAUGCACACGCCACAACCGCCGCCAUUGCCGCCAGAUUGGACAAGGAACUGCUUCUCGGCGUCAUUCGCCACAUUUCCGCAAGUUUUGUUGUGUCUGAAACCUUUGCAGCCUUGUUUGAAACGACCCUGCAGGACACUAAACCCGCUGCCUUUUCAACGGUGUCACCGGUGUUCAUCGAGGCCUGUGUUCGGCUGGGUUUUGCGGAACACCUGGCCUCACAUAUGGCGGUUGCGCUGCGCACGGAAACGUGUCAGCCGUACUUUAGUUUUUGGAAGGCGUUGGUCAACCACGGCUACAGCCAGACGGCGGGGCCCAUCGUGGAUGAACUUUUGAAGUACGAGUUGAUGUCCGUGUAUGUAAGAGAUAUUCUUCGGGGCUGCGAGGAAGCCAGGGCUAGCCCGGGGGCUGUUCCGCUUGCCGCCCAAGGCGUCGAGGUGUACCGCGGCAUCCUGGCCCUGGUGCGAACCUCCCUUGUCCCGGCUGACGUGGCUGAAAUGUACUCCAUGAACGUCUCUGUAAUAGCCCCUAUUAAGCUCCUGACAGCGUAUUUUAGACGGUUCUGUGACCUUAUACCUGUGUGUGGCGCCGCCGCUCCGUCCCGCGCCGACGCCAUGCGAAUUGCACUGUGUGCGAUGUUUGUAGAAGUACUUUCUUUUCGGCUGCGGGAUACGGAUCGCAUCAUUGCGGAGUCCAACUUCUUGCAGAGCCUGCUUGCGGUCAGUCUCCAAUACCCAAACUGCUACUGCCUCUCCGUGCUGUUGCAGCGCUCGCUGCUAUCGAUAUUUUCGGGGCGCAUAAACGACACGGACGAUGUUUUGUUACGACAUCUUGCGGCAACAGAAAAUGCACGCAAACCGGGUCUUCUUGCGGGGUGUGUGGAGUUGUGCACGGAGGACCGUCUUCGGCGCACCUCGCUUGCUGCGCUGAUGGUGGAGACCUGGCGAACGUUGGCCCAAAGAACGCUUCUUGCGGAUUCAUGCGAAACACUGCGACACGCCAUUGAGCUUUUCUCGACAAAUAGGCAGCUGCAGGAGCGGAUUCAGGACUUUGGGCGACCCAUCACCGGCGAAGGAUUUGCAGCCGCAGGGUCGGGGAGCAACGAGGAGAUACACCACCGCCCUUGCGUCUACCACGUCUCGCGGCAGCGCUCUGUGAGCCUUAACUCGUUCUCGUCGCCCACGGACCCCGGCCCCUCCUUUGCCAAGGGAGGAGCGCCAGACGGCGGGCGCGUGCGGGCGGACGCCUACCUCGUGGGGGACUUGCCGGGGACGGACGCGGGCGGGGAGGCGGCUCCGCCAGAGGAAGCCAUCAGCGAUGCGGCGUUUUCCGUGCCUGAGGGGCUCCUUUACGAUGCGGAGGAUUCCGUCGCUGCGGACCUCGCGUGGGACGAUGAGGUGGUGCCGGCGGAGGUCUCCCCACAGGCGCGGGCGUACCCAAGGUUUGCCGACGUGCGCAUCUCCUUCGAGGUGCGUGAGGAGGCCGCCCCCGCGGAGCCAGGCGAGCCGGGCGCCGACGCAGCCCCCCGACGCCGCGUUGCCACAGAGAACCUUGAGGAAGAGUAG
Trypanosoma conorhini is the source of this 2037-nucleotide messenger RNA. RefSeq lists its product as uncharacterized. The record is from RefSeq and is a predicted model, not a curated record. The transcript has a single exon. Lineage: Eukaryota; Euglenozoa; Kinetoplastea; Trypanosomatida; Trypanosomatidae. Bases 1 to 2037 code for a protein of 678 amino acids.